AAUUUUAAUGCUGGUUCGAGUAUAGGUCCAGUUAAUGAUCAGGCAAGAUUAUUAUUUAAAACAAAUCGAACGUUGUUUACUGAAGACCAAAUUGACUAUUUAAAGGAAGUACGCCUAUGAUAAAACGAAUAUCGUCGUCCGCCAUAUGCAAGAUUUAAUUCAUGUAAAUAUAUAUCGCGUUUGUUUGUGUUCCAUUUCGUCUGUAUUGGGGUAAACAGUAGUUCCAAAUACAAUCAACGUAGAAAUAAAAAAGAAGAUUUCGAAUUGUCGUAGUUUAAACUAGGGAUUAGUAAACACAUUUAUCUCAAAAUACACUAAAACCGUAUUUACAUUCUUUGUAAUGAAUGUAAAACAAGAGCUAGAAGAUGCUUCCAUUAAAGAGGAAAAAUUUGAUAUCGAAGAACAUGAUAUCAAACAGGAAAACGAUGUAUAUUAUUUAAAACUAGCAUGUGAUGAUGUUAAAAUUAAAAUGAAUGAGAUGAUUUAUGACGAUGGCCUAGAAUGUAAAUUAGAAACAGGCCAAAAAAUAUAUGAGAUGCAUUCAGAUGAAACUUACUCUGGUGAUAAUUUUAAUGUUGGUUCGAAUAUAUGUCCAGUUAAUGAUCAGGCAAGAUUAAUAUUGAAAAAGAAUCAAACAACUUUCACUGAUGCUCAAAUUGACUGUUCAAAGAAAGGAACUUUAUCUCAACAGAAGCAUAUGAAGCUUGAAGGUAUUUCCAUUUGUAAGUUAUGUGGAAACUUGUAUGUUAGAAAAUUUCACUUCUACCAUCACCAUUUUACACAACAUCUUGUCAAGAAACCUCUUCGUAACAUAAUUCAGAAACAUAAGGUCAGAUUAAAACAAAAUGCAGUAAAUGAAUCUGUUCAAACAAUGAGUAUUUUAAAGAUGAAGGGUGCCAAUAAAAGUAAAUUAUGUGUGGAUCAGUUGCAAGAGUCAUUUAAUCAAAUUAAAUCACGUGCAACAAAAUCCACUAGUGAAAGUAGUUCAAUUAAAAAGUCUUGUAUUCAUAACGGAGAAAACAUCAAAUGUGACAUUUGUUUAAAAACUUUCUCACACAAAUCUAAAUUGGAUAUACAUUUGCUAAUUCACACUGGGGAAAAACCAUUCAAAUGCGACAUAUGUUUAAAAACUUUUUCACAGAAAUCUCAUUUAAAUGUACAUUUGCUAAUUCACACUGGAGAAAAACGAUUCAAAUGUGACAUUUGCUUAAAAACUUUCUUGUAUAAAUCUAAUUUGAAUGUACAUUUGCUAAAUCACACUGGAGAAAAACCAUUCAAAUGUGAUAUUUGUUCAAAAACUUUCUUACUAAAAUCAUACCUGAAAAUACAUUUGCUAAGUCACACCGGAGAAAAACCAUUCAAGUGCGACAUUUGCUUAAAAACUUUCUUACAUAAAUCUAAUUUGAAUGUACAUUUGCUAAGUCACACUAAAGAAAAGCCAUUCAAAUGUGAUAUUUGUUUAAAAACAUUCUCGCAGAAAUUUUCUUUAAAUAGACAUUUGCCGAGUCACACUGGACAAAAACCAUUCAAAUGUGACAUUUGUUUGAAAACAUUUUCAGAAAAACAUAAAUUGAAAAUACAUUUUCUAAGUCACACUAAAGAAAAGCCAUUUAAAUGCGAUGUUUGUUUAAAAACUUUCUCGCAGAAAUUUUCUUUAAAUAGACAUUUGUUAAGUCACACCAAAGAAAAGCCAUUAAAAUGUGAUGUUUGAUGUUUGUUCAAAAUCUUUUGCAUCUAAAUUUCCAGAAAAGCGGAGUUUGUACAACAAGAAACAACUGAGAAAACCCCAGGAAAAUUACACCGCCUUCAGUUGACGGUUUUGAGGGACAAAGAUAUCUCAUUUUGUGGAGAGCUUACAAACAUUGUUCCUAAAGUUAACAUGAUGCAGUAUUCUGUUUCAUGAAUUGGUUAGAUUUGUUUGUGAUAACCGAGAGAUUAAAUUCCAGAAAACAAGCCAAGAUCUUGGCAAACAUAUGUUUCCAACAGAACUGACAACAACUUAUCAACAAACCAACCAAAAUUCCCAAUCAAGUGACUUUGCUAGCUUCUUAGACCUAUUUCUAACAAUAGACCCUGAUCUGCACAAUGCGACUGUAUAUACACCAAUUGGAACAUCAAAUCACUAGUAAAUUACAGCAACGUGUACUGAAAAUCCAAACUUAGGAUCCACCUAGACUAUGUAAAGUUUGUCAUUAUAGGUUAAAUAGAAGCAUCUAAAGGAUUUCCUUGGAAUGUUUGCUUUAAUUCCAAUGGUCCCUUACUGUGAGCGAAUGGGAUUUUAAGAGUAAUCACUCAUUCGAGAGUCAAUCAAAAGCGAAAUUGCUGCUUAUCAUAAAGGGAGCACAAAUUCUAGUAUCCAGAAAUACAUACAAGCAGACCAUAGAUGCAUACAAUGAGAGAGUGAAAAGCAAACUUCUCAAUCUCCUAAAUGAUUCAAGAAAGUCGAAAUAAAUUUAUAGAAUCCAAUUUUGACCAAGAACGUCCAAUUUUUGAUUAUAUUAAACCCAUAAAACACCAUUUUGCACCAAUUGAACUUGGAAAAACCAAUUUUUGACCUAAUUAACUUUAAAACUUUUUCCAUAUUGUUUGAAGCACCAUAUCCACAACAUUCUAUACACAGUUUCCAAUUUAUUGUUAUUUUCUUUUAGAAUUUAAUUGUUUGCUGUAAAUUAAGUUUAUAUUUUGUAAUAAUAAAUGAUAAAAUGAAUUAAUAAA
Molecule: messenger RNA, 2715 nt
Organism: Diorhabda sublineata
Lineage: Eukaryota; Metazoa; Arthropoda; Insecta; Coleoptera; Chrysomelidae
Product: gastrula zinc finger protein XlCGF28.1-like
Exons: 4
Coding region: 341-1711 (456 amino acids)
Biological process (GO): regulation of transcription by RNA polymerase II
Molecular function (GO): RNA polymerase II cis-regulatory region sequence-specific DNA binding; DNA-binding transcription factor activity
Source: RefSeq, a predicted model, not a curated record